This is a messenger RNA of Penicillium chermesinum, 381 nucleotides long. RefSeq lists its product as uncharacterized. The record is from RefSeq and is a predicted model, not a curated record. Bases 1 to 381 code for a protein of 126 amino acids. NCBI's taxonomy places the organism in Eukaryota, Fungi, Ascomycota, Eurotiomycetes, Eurotiales, Aspergillaceae. The transcript has a single exon.
AUGGCAAAUUCCAAACUAUACGUUGUGUUUUAUCGCCCUCGGGAGGGUAAUUAUCAAGAUUGGGCUUUAUACGUCGACGAUGACGACGUGCCGAUGAUCUUUGAAGUCAUUGGACAGCAUCCGAACUUCAAGCGCAACGUUGUGAAGGCCAAGGCUGCAAAGUCUAAGAGCUUUCUGGGCAAGGAAUACCUUGGAGUCAUCAGUAAAGCUGACGUUCAGAGAAUCGAAAACGUCGCGUUAACGAUUCCUGUGGACAACGAGACGGUGGAAUGGGACUGUCAGAAUUACGUGCUUGAUAUCCUUGAUAAGUUGGAAGAAGACUUUAUUCUGAAGGAGGACGAUGAAGAUUAUCGUGAAGCGCGAAGCGAUUCCAUUGGCUGA